This is a messenger RNA of Pseudozyma flocculosa PF-1, 1077 nucleotides long. RefSeq lists its product as uncharacterized. Bases 1 to 1077 code for a protein of 358 amino acids. The transcript is spliced from 4 exons. Lineage: Eukaryota; Fungi; Basidiomycota; Ustilaginomycetes; Ustilaginales; Ustilaginaceae. Gene Ontology annotation, biological process: CENP-A containing chromatin assembly; chromosome segregation. Gene Ontology annotation, cellular component: chromatin; nucleus; chromosome, centromeric region. The record is from RefSeq and is a predicted model, not a curated record.
AUGGCACCGAAGCGGCAACGCCUCUCUGACCCGCACGGACCGACGGCCUCGUCGAGCAGCGCCAGCUCGGCCUCCGUAGCCGGACCAUCCCGACCUCGACUCGAUCCCAACCGCCACCUCGACCCGCUGGCAAGGGCACAGCCUCCCCCGGCAGCAGCGUCGGCGCUCGCUCCGAUGGCCACGCCGCAACACCAGGGCGGCCGGCGCAGGUCCCUCUCCAAGUCGUCGCAGGCCACGCCGGAACAUCCGCACCGGACCGCGCAUUUCCCUACCGCCUCGCGGAGCGCCAUGGGCCCACCGCAACAGCUCGCUCGCUUUCCUGCACCGCCACAGGCCGGCCCCUCCCGUCUCUAUACGCCGGCACCCCAUCCGAACGGCGAUCCUUCUGGCGGUCACCACCUGCACGGCUACCCACGCGAUUCGGCAGGGCCCGACGAUGGCGGCGCCGACGAGGCACCCAUGUGCGUGUUCCAGUGCAAGGGCUGCCUCCGCCUGGUCGGCGAUACGUUCAGCUACGUCCACGUCGACGAGACGCUGAGGUACCUCGUCCUGUCCGCGACGACUGUGGAUGUCCGCGUCAAGGAAGGCCUCCUUCACAUCACGACGCAGACCCCAGACCUCGGAAGCUCGUACCUGGCGCUCGAGUGUGCCGGCUGUCAGACGGACCUGGGCAAGAAGUAUGUGACGACGCCGCGGGAGCUCGACGGGCUGCGCGGCGCCUACAGUCUCAUUGUCGACAACGUCUCGACGUACACUCUCGGCUCCUGCGCUCGGGAUCAGGGCGACGGAGGGACGGCGUCAUCCUUGGCUUAUCCGGCCCACACCAUCAGCGCCGCUGCACCAGCGUCUGCUGUCGGGCCGCCCGCGUCUCCAUUCGGUCAAAGCAUAGACCACAAAUCGCGGAGAUUCCUGCGCGAGAUAGCGGACCGCGUGAUGCGGCUCGAGACCGACCAGCGUGGCAUCAACCUGCUCGUCAAGACCAUCAUCGAAAGGACCGGCGUGCAGCUCUCCGACGACGACGACGACGAGGAUGCGCCCGAAGACGACGACCGGCGGGCAGGGAUCUCCCGGUCCUAG